Messenger RNA from Neltuma alba, 3012 nucleotides. RefSeq lists its product as uncharacterized. The transcript has 2 exons. The record is from RefSeq and is a predicted model, not a curated record. Lineage: Eukaryota; Viridiplantae; Streptophyta; Magnoliopsida; Fabales; Fabaceae. Bases 318 to 1889 code for a protein of 523 amino acids.
UUGAUUCAAGAGAUUUCUGCAAGAACGCGAAAGCCCCUCAAAAGUUCGAGUUCAGGAUUUUCUAUUUCUGAAAUUUCCAUAGACGAGUAAUCUUAUUUUGGUCUUGGUCUUCUUGAGGAUCAAAUCUGAGAUUUCCUCGUUCCAAGUCGGACCAAAAGGCUUUAGGGUUUUGAUAUCUGUUUUCUGCUAAGUUGUUUUUGUCGGUGCUUAUUCCGAAUAGCCCCUUUUUGGUAUUUUGAUCUUGAAUUUGGUUUCAAAUUUGAAGAAACUGACACGGUUUCUUAGCUGUAGGGUUUCGUUGGUAUUUGGUUGCGACGAUGAAUGAUCAAUCCCAAAUUAUGAUGAAUUUGAACCAGAUGAGUCAGCCUCAGAUGAUGAAUCAGGUUCAAAUGAUGAACCAGCCUCAGGUAAUCAACAAGUCUCAGAUUAUAGGUCAGUCUCAGGCGUUGUCUCAGCCUCAGAUGCUGAUCCACCCUCAAGCAUUGAAUCAGCAGCCGCAGCCGCAGCCGCAAACACAAAUGAAACCAUCGCAGAUGUUGAUGAACCAGACCAAACCUCCGAUGAUGAAUCGGGGCUAUAAGGCUUGGUCUCAACAGCCCCCUAUGGACCUUAACAUGAAGUUUCAGAACGCUAUGAAACAAAAUUAUCCCAACCCCAAGUUGGGACGAAGCAAUUGGAAGGGAAAGAAGAUGUCGGACAAGCGCAAGGACAUAAGAAGAAUGGAUAAACCUAACCCAAGUGCCUCAACAAGUCAAUCCAACAGUGCUGGGUAUCAACCACCUACUCUGCAUGAAUUACAGUCUCAAAAUCGUUUAAAAGCCCGAAAGUUUUAUCCCAAGAAGAAAUUUAAUAAUCGAUUUGCCCCUUAUGCCCCGAGAAACACAACAUCGUUUCUUAUUCGUGCUAAGAAGUCAGGAGGCAUUGCUUCACUCGUAUCACCCUGUCCUGUAACCCCAGCUGUUCUUCCGACACCUAUGUUUUCGCCCUCGAGAGAGGUAUUAGGGGAUAUGGCAAAGGAAGAGUGGGGUGUUGAUGGAUAUGGGUCAAUGAAGGGUUUGAUUAGGCUUCGAUCACCAGGGCAUGAUGCAGAUGUUCACGAGGAAGAGGAAGAUGAGGAAGGUGGUGCUGGGUCAAGUGAGAGUGAUGUGGAAGAACAUGUGGAGGUGGAAAGAAGGUUAGACCAUGAUUUGAGUCGGUUUGAGAUGAUAUAUCCAAAUUAUGGAGUUGAGUAUAACAAUGUCUUAGAGAAUAGGGUAGAUGAUCAGGAUUCCCAUAUAGCACAAUUGGAGGAGGAGAAUUUGACAUUGAAGGAGCGUCUUUUCUUAAUGGAGAGAGAAUUAGGUGAUCUGAGGAGGAGGUUACAGUUUCUUGAGAGACAGAACCAAAUUGGGGAUGAUGCCAACGAGGAAGUGGUGGAGAAUGGCUCUGAUAAUGAAAGUGAGGGGGGAUCGGAUGCCCAAGUUGUGGGAACCGAGGAUAACCCAGAGAUGGUUGAUUAUGUGCCAGAGGAUGGGAGGCAUGAAGACGAUGAUGCUAAUGCUAAGGUAAAAGGUGAGAGAGUAUCAGAGACUGAAGGUGUAGGAGAUGUUUGUAUGGAAGAGAUGGUUCCGGAUGAGGUGAUUGCUGGUAACUGUGAGAUGAAGGAUGAUGUGAGAAAUAAGUUUGCAAUUGAUAUGAACUUUGGGAAGGAGGAGCGCAAGGAUGAAGAAGCUAGAGAGUGUUGUGUACCAGAUGAAGUUAUGGCAAAAGAAAAUGUUGUAGACCAAAGAAGGAGUGGUGAACUUGAAGAAGUGGUGGGUGAAAAAGAAGAGUUAAGAGCCCAAGAAACAGUCCAUGGAUGUCUACGGGAUAAAAUCCUUACUGAGAAGAAUGAAUGCAAGGAUGAGUGAGGAUAUUGAGACAUUCAUGGGAACUGAUUGACGUGACUUGUCUGGCCCUCGUUUUUCCCUGGGUUGAGAGACAUUUGACUCGAGGGCCAAGAGCUUAUAAGGCUCUUCUCUCUCUGUCUCUUUUUCUGGGUUGGAUUUUUGAAAGAUGUUAACAGCGGUAGAUAAACUCACAGGUUCUUCACCCAUAAAGGCAUUAGUAGGUCUUGUAUGCGAAAUGUUUCCUUGAUUUGUAUGUAAGUCUAGCGGUCAAGCUGUGUGGAUAACUAGUUUCUAUCUUGUAUUUUGGCUUUCUUGACUAUCUUUGGUAUUCACCAUGUACCUCAAUGCUUUUAGUACCUAUUAGUAUCCGUUAUUUUGACGCAGUGCUUAAGCUUAGUACCUAUUGGUGUCCGUUGUUUUGACGCGGAAGUUUUGCUAAUUUUGUUAUUUGAUAAAGACGAUCUAGCAUGAGUUUUUUUUUUCUUUUCUUUUCUUUUUGUGUUACUCUUUUGAGGGAAAAUCAGUUUUAUUCUAUUGAGCCUACUGCUGAGCCUGUUCUAUGGCUAAUAGCGUGCAUUGGCUACUCUUUUGUUGGGUUGACAUUGUGGAAAUUGUCAUGAUUCGGGUGAGACCUGCAAUAGAUUUCUGAUCGAACACGCUACCUCUACUUUUCCAUUGUCAAACAGGCUUGACACCAGAAUUUGUCGGAUGUGUUGAUAUACAAAAGGGAAUGCAGCUGGUCUUUGAGUCAACCGUUUUAUAGUUGGACAGUAAUUGUGAAGUGACAUCUUGGCUUGUUGGCUUGAGUAAAUGAGUUGGACCUGUUUUUAUUUUAAUAAAUAAAUAAAAAGUGAAAAAAAUUACAAGAUUAACGUCGACCAGAAAAAUCGGUCGUUUAAAGUACUUAUCAAAUUGCAGGUGUUUCCAGAAGGAGUACGCUGUUCUGUUCCCGGGGAUGGAACUUGGCUCUUGAUCUCCCUGCUUUCCUGUAGAACUUGCUAGUCUCCGGGUCUUAAGCAAGUGAGUUGUAUUUUAGUAGUUGACAAUCACCCCGCUACAAUCGCGUCAUCAUUGUCGGUUUUUAUGUUGUUUAAUUGAACUUCGAUUCUUUUACUUAUUAUGAAGCAAUGAAGCAUAUGGUAUA